CGGGUCCACCCGUAAUUGUCUUACUGGACUUGUUGAACUUUAGUCACGAGUAACUCGCAACUCUUUGUCUUCGGUCGUGUUUUAUAAUUUGCUUCGAGUUUUUUUUAGAUCAAUCGGGAAAGAUGGGAAGAUCUUUGACAAAGAAGGUGUUUCUGAUUCAAAGCCCGAUCCUGUUUCUCCACCUCCUCAUCUCCUUCUCAUCCGGAGCAACGAAACCGUAUUCGAGAGGAGUAUGCGUUUCUAAAGGAGGGAGGUUUCCGCCUUAUGAAUCACAAGGAAAGCCUCCAAAAUCCGUUGGUAGAGGAUCAGAUGACCUAACUCUAUGUCAAGUGUUCCGUAAAAAGACAUGUUGCUCUCCUGCUCAGACAAACCUUGCUUUCGUAGCUGUCAGAAACUUGGCUACUUAUGGAGAAGCUAGUGAAGAAUGUCUGCAUUUGUUCGAGUUGUUGGAGUGUUCAAUCUGUAACCCUAACGUUGGAGUUCAACCAGGUCCUCCUCGCAUUUGCGCUUCGUUUUGUAACAAAGUCUUUGAAGCUUGCAAAGACGCAUACUUCGCCAGUAAUGCCCAUACACAGAUGAUUGGCCCCUGUGGAGGAAACGAAAUCAUCUGCGUUAAAACGUCAAACUGGGUGUCCAAUGGCACAUCGUUCUGCGAGGCAGCUGGUUUUUCUGUUCAAAGAAAUGAUGAUUCUAGAAAAGAACCGUGUUAUGGAAGUAAAGCAAGUCUAGAACCGGUGGUGGAGCCACGGCCGAGAAGAGUCUCCAAAAAGAAGAAGAAGAAGAAGAAGACCCCUUUGAAGACUGAGACUCUAUCAUGUUUUAAAGAUCUUUUGCAUUGGGUUCGAGUAAUGACGACGAUUCAGAAGGUUUCGUUGGGAGUGUCAUUUCUUGUAGCAGGAAUGUUCUUGAUCAGGCGAUGGAAUAAAGGUCACCAGAAGCAGAGGCUAGCUGCAAUCCAGAGAGCUGCUAGACGAUUGGGAGGGAAGGCAAACGGGAAUUCAUACAGUGCAGCUGUAAAUAGAAGAGUAGUUCAAAGUUGA
Molecule: messenger RNA, 1040 nt
Organism: Eruca vesicaria subsp. sativa (arugula)
Lineage: Eukaryota; Viridiplantae; Streptophyta; Magnoliopsida; Brassicales; Brassicaceae
Source: the annotation of a GenBank genome assembly